Molecule: messenger RNA, 1355 nt
Organism: Choloepus didactylus (southern two-toed sloth)
Lineage: Eukaryota; Metazoa; Chordata; Mammalia; Pilosa; Megalonychidae
Gene: SYPL2
Product: synaptophysin like 2
Exons: 6
Coding region: 216-1010 (264 amino acids)
Cellular component (GO): synaptic vesicle; synaptic vesicle membrane
Source: RefSeq, a predicted model, not a curated record
GCGGAGCGGCGGCCGCGGUCUCGGCGAGCGCGAGCAGCAGCGCCCCGCGACCCAGCCCGCCAGCCUGGAUCCCGGCCGGACGACGGCCCCGCGAGCCCCGGCAUCGCUUGCUUCUCCUGCCGCCGGCCAGCAGCCCCCAGCCCCACCGCGGUUGUUGCAGCUUCCCGGCGAGGGAGCCGAUCCCCUGCGCCGCGCCCCGGCCCCGCCGCGCCGGCAUGUCCUCGACGGAGAGCUCGGGUCGCACCGCGGACAAGUCGCCGCGCCAGCAGGCGGAUCGCCUGCUCUUGGGGCUGCGAUGGCACAGGCUGGAGGAGCCACUGGGCUUCAUCAAAGUUCUCCAGUGGCUCUUUGCUAUUUUCGCCUUCGGGUCCUGCGGCUCCUACAGCGGGGAGACAGGAGCAACAGUUCGCUGCAACAACGAAGCCAAGGACGUGAGCGCCAUCAUUGUUUCGUUCGGCUAUCCCUUCAGGUUGAACCGGGUCCAGUAUGAGAUGCCCCUCUGCGACGAAGAGUCCACCUCCAAGACCAUGCACCUCAUGGGGGACUUCUCUGCCCCUGCCGAGUUCUUUGUGACCCUGGCCAUCUUUUCCUUCUUCUACACAAUGGCUGCGCUAGUUGUCUACCUGCGUUUCCACAAGCUCUACACGGAGAACCGGCGCUUCCCGCUGGUGGACUUCUGUGUGACGGUCUCCUUCACCUUCUUCUGGCUGGUAGCUGCAGCUGCCUGGGGCAAGGGCCUGACCGAUGUCAAAGGAGCCACGCGGCCAUCCAGCCUAACCGCAGCCAUGUCCGUGUGCCAUGGAGAGGAAGCAGUGUGCAGUGCUGGGGCCACGCCCUCCAUGGGUCUGGCCAACAUCUCUGUGCUCUUCGGCUUUAUCAACUUCUUCCUGUGGGCCGGGAACUGUUGGUUUGUGUUCAAGGAGACGCCGUGGCAUGGAAAGGGCCAGGACCAGGGCCAGGGUCCCAGCCAAGAGAGUGCAGCUGAGCAGGGAGCGGUGGAGAAGCAGUAAGCAGUCCCCACCUGGCCACUCCCGAACAGGACAGCACCUCUUCAACCACCUCCGGCUUCCAAGACCUCCCUCUUCCUCCUACUCCAACUCCCCUCCCCCAUCACUUUGGACUUUGAGCUUUCAGACGACAGAUGGGCAGGCGUCAGCUGUCAGAAACUGGGACAGCCCUCCCAGUGGCUUCUUAUCCCUCCUCUUGCUGGAUCCCUGGAUGGCAGGAGCUCCGUCCUUCUGGUCUACCGCCUGGACUCAAGCAUCUUACCUGGGGUCUUACUUGUACCCUCAGUCUCUGAGAAACAUCCUCUGUUGCAGCUGAGGGUUGGGGGCAGAAGACCUCUAUAUCAACCU